Messenger RNA from Scleropages formosus (Asian bonytongue), 1595 nucleotides. Its product is annotated as SLAM family member 5-like. Bases 103 to 858 code for a protein of 251 amino acids. The record is from RefSeq and is a predicted model, not a curated record. The transcript is spliced from 4 exons. Gene Ontology annotation, cellular component: membrane. Lineage: Eukaryota; Metazoa; Chordata; Actinopteri; Osteoglossiformes; Osteoglossidae.
UCACAUCCAGGUGCUUUGUCUUCUCUGAAGGACAUCGUUGUGGGCAGGUUGUAAUUCCUGAUUCUUUUAUUUAAUAUCCGCUUCUUCAAGACUUCCUUUAAAAUGGAGACGAAGCACCUGAGGACGUGUUUAGUGCUGCUCAUAUAUGAUGUGGCAGGACUCAGUCCAUCAUCAGCGUGGUCUAGAAGACAGCAGGUGCAAGGAAUCAUGGGAGAAUCUUUCACUUUUCCUGCCCCAGUGCUGACCAGAGGCUUCCUGCUCUACGAGGGUCUUGGCAAUUUAGCUGUGGUGUUCAGAAGAAAUGCUGAUACAAAUGUAAAGGGGAAGUUCAGAGACAGACUGCAGUGGGACAAACAGACUGGAUUCUUCACCAUCACUGAGCUGAAACUACAGGAUGAAGGACAAUAUAAAGUGGACAACAGUGAUGGACAGAAGAUCCUCACCACCUUCCAGCUGACAGUGUACAAGCGAGUGUCCAAACCCACAGUGGACACACAGAACUGCUCAGUACUGUGUUCGGUGGAGAACGACAGAGAUGUGACCCUGUCCUGGACCAGAGGGAAGGAGAUCCUGAACCAGACCAGAGAGAAGGAAAUCCUGAUCCAGACCAGCAGUCCUCAUCUCAACACCACCCUGUCUCUCCGUCUGGACAUAGAAAGACACCCAGAGACUUACUACUGUGAAGCGAAGAACCCAGUGAGCUCAGAGCGCCUUCGAGUGGACAGUGAGGAACACUGCGCUCCAACCAAGACCACGAAGGUGAAGUUGAGAUACAUCCCUGUGAUCCCCUCAGCCGCUCUCCUCGUCUUCCCAGGAAUCUUUCUGUUUUACUUCAUCAAACAGAAGCUCCAAUGUUGAUCUCUGUUCAUGUCGGUUGGUAAAGGUGAAUCAAGUGUUUUCCUUGGUUGUACACCUGUCCUGCAUUCAGUGUCAGAUACACUGUGUGUGUUUGUUCCUCUUACAGGAGAUCCAGACAGAGGAAAGACACUGGAAUCCACAAGCGGAGAUGGAGGGAAGGUUCUGGACCGAACAGAAAUGCGUUCAUCGAAAAGCUGCACAAAUUUACGCUUACAUGUGUUCAUUUAGCAAAAGCUUUUCUCCAAAGCUGCGUACAUCUCAUAGAAUGUGAGCUAAUAAAAUAAGCUAGAGAUUCUAUUUUAAGUUAAGAUGAGAGGAUUUCUGAGGUUCAACCAGACAGUAAGGAAAAAGAAAACAGAAAAUGUCCUGCGAACACAACAUGAAUUCAGCGUUAUGUGUAAAGUCUGUGUCCAGUGCAACAUUUACCAGGGUUUUCUUUGUCUGUCCUGCCCACAUGGGGAACAUUGUGUGUUUGAAAGCAGGAUUUAAGGAAACUCCUUAUCUGGUAACUUUGGAGGAGUGAGAAAUGUUCAUGUAUGGUUCAUAUAUUGAAACACUGGAAUUUUCAUAUCUUUUUCCAUUUCCCAUUUUUAAUGAACUUUACUGUGUUUUUAAUUUUUCAUGAGGGUUCUCUACUCCACUGGGACAUUGGUUCUGUUUAUUUUGUUUUUGUUAACUUUAAAGAGGCUGUUCUGCCCGCAUCUGUCAGUAAUUGUACACGAACUGAGUCCGAAGAU